This is a messenger RNA of Aspergillus ruber CBS 135680, 2661 nucleotides long. Its product is annotated as gamma-tubulin-complex subunit SPC97. Gene Ontology annotation, biological process: microtubule nucleation; meiotic cell cycle; cytoplasmic microtubule organization. The coding region runs from base 1 to 2661 and encodes 886 amino acids. NCBI's taxonomy places the organism in Eukaryota, Fungi, Ascomycota, Eurotiomycetes, Eurotiales, Aspergillaceae. The transcript has 4 exons. Gene Ontology annotation, cellular component: mitotic spindle pole body; centrosome; spindle pole. The record is from RefSeq and is a predicted model, not a curated record. Gene Ontology annotation, molecular function: gamma-tubulin binding; microtubule minus-end binding.
AUGUCCGUCAAUGACCGUCGCGCCGCCAGCUACAUGAGCGCACCGCGACCCCGCGUCCCCUCGAAUCGCAACAGUGACCCUGAGAAAACUGCGGCUCUACGAAGUGGAUUACCUCCUUUACAAACGGACAAUAACAUGGAGCAUAUGCGCGGCAGUGCAGUUAGCCAUAAAACUAGGAUGCCGCGAGACCAGGUUCCUACCAGCGAAAAGCGCGCUGAGCGAUCUGCCAUCAGCACGCGGGAGAAAGCUCAAAGCCGAACGAGAAACUCGGUACAGGACACUAGCAGUGCGGGGAAUCGAGGCAACCUGGAAAGAAGUCGGUCGAAGAGGGCCAGUAGUCCUAAUAUGCGGAAGAAAGAGAAGGAGCCCGCGGAGGUACCGUGGAAUCCGCAAGCGUCGUUGAUCCCUCAUUCCACUGCACCGUUAGCAUCUCGUGUCUCCGUCCCGCCUCUGGCCUCAGCAUUACCGCAAUCGCUGCAACCCAAAUCCCUUCGCGAGCUUUCCACAGAUGAUCAAGAACGCGCGAUUCUCGAGGACCUUUUAUUUGUCUUUAUGGGCUUUGAAGGGCAAUAUAUCCAUUACAACGCUCCCUACGACCCGUCCGUCGAAAUGGACCGUCUGACUGGCCCCGCGUUUCAAUUGGCAUCAGGGCUAGAUCCAACGCUAAGAGACCUCGCCCUGUCUAUGCUGAAAAUGGCGACUCAUUAUAAUGCAUUGGAGGCGUUCGUGGAGGUACAAAGUCGCGCGGAAUUUGGGGCGGUUAGCCAUGCCAUGUGCGCGGUCAUCCGGAAACUAUUGAAAGAUUACUUGAUCCUCAUCGCUCAGCUCGAGAACCAGCUUCUGAACAAUCCCAAUUUCACUCUACACGUCCUUCAUAUACAUACGAUGCCUACGGCCCAAUGUCUAGCUCAGCUAUACUCGCUUGGCCAAGAACUUCUUCGACGGAACGGACUUCUGGACCAAGACCUCGACGAAUCAAUCGACGAUUUUGAUGACGUAGAUAACAUUCUCGAACAACUUAAGGAAGGCGGGGACCUUGUUCCUGGUGCCAUGUCUAGCAAGAAAAUCUGCAAAGGAGGCAAUGUCCUCCGGUUGUUGACUGAGCGGUUGGCAACACUUUCAGGAGACCCAACUGCCAAGACGCUCUUGGAGACUCUGCUUCGCGAGGCUAGUCGGCCAUAUAUGACCAUGCUCAAUGAAUGGUUACAUCACGGAGGCAUUAAAGAUCCCCACGCAGAGUUCCUGGUCAAAGAGCAAAAGUGGAUCAAGCGGGAGAAGCUUGAAGAAGACUACACAGACGAAUACUGGGAGAAAAGAUACACAAUACGCGAAAAUGAGGUUCCACCACAACUCGAAAGUGUCAAGGAGAAGGUCCUUUUAGCUGGGAAAUACCUCAAUGUUGUCCGCGAAUGUGGCGGCGUCGAUAUCAGCAAAGCAGUCAAGGAUGUCCCCAAGACCCUCGAUGAUCCUCGGUUUUUGGAGAACGUCAAUGGGGCGUAUACAUACGCUAAUGCGUCAUUGCUGAAUCUCCUGUUGACAAAGAACUCGCUUACAACCCGCUUCCGUUCCCUGAAACAUUACUUCUUCCUCGAUCGCUCCGAUUUCUUCUCGUACUUCCUGGAACUGGGCGCGUCAGAAUUGCGCAAACCAGCGAAGAUUGUUAAUGAAAGCAAGCUACAAUCGCUUCUCGAUUUGGUCCUGCGACAACCGGGUAGUAUCGCAGCCCAAGAUCCUUUCAAGGAGGACGUCAAGGUGCGGAUGAAUAAGAUUGGGCUCACGAAGUGGCUUAUGCAAGUCGUGAGUGUUUCCGGAAUUGAUCAGGAUAAUCCAGAGGCCGCGAUUGAGAAAUACCAAGCGCCUCCGACGCAAGGUACGGAGGACGACAAAGAUAUCGUUGGAUACGAUGCUCUUGAAUUAGACUACUCAGUACCUUUUCCUUUAUCUCUUGUUAUCAGCCGCAAGACCGUCCUUCGAUAUCAACUGAUAUUCCGCCAUCUUCUGUCUCUCCGCCACUUGGAGGACCUGCUAGUGACUUCUUGGCUAGACCAAAGCAAGGCCAUAAGCUGGCGGCACAAGUCCUCAGAUCGACGGUUAGAAUUAUGGAAGCGACGAGCAUGGAACCUGCGUUCGAAGAUGCUGGUAUUCGUCCAACAACUGCUCUACUUCUGCACUUCCGAAGUCAUUGAGCAGAAUUGGCAGAAUCUGAUGGACAGGGUGAACGGUACGGAUGCAGACGGCUCGGAGGUGACUGUCAACGGCACCAAACAAGUGAACCGAACGGUCGAUGAGUUAAUGCAAGACCAUGUCGAUUUCUUGGAUACAUGUCUCAAGGAGUGCAUGCUGACGCAGGCGAAGUUGUUGAAGAUUCACUCCAAACUCAUGACCUGUUGCACCAUGUUCGCGUCUUGGACCGCAGCAUCGUUAUCACGGGCGCUAAGUUCAGCGGACCUAGAUUUAUCUUCCAAGAACCCUAACCCAGAUGCGAAAGGCUAUGAUCCAUCACGAAUCAGCAAGCUGGAGGAUACGCUGAAGAGAUACGAAGAUCACUUCAACCGGCAUCUGCGGAUCCUGAUGGACAGUUUGAACUAUUUUGCCGCAACUGAGAGUGUUGUCCUCUUGAAGCUUGCCCAUGCCUUAAGUUCGAUCGGUAAAGAGGAUUGA